AUGACUGACUGCACCCAACACACCGCGGACCGCAGAGUCCUCUUCGACGGCAGCGAACCUUGGCGGGGGAACUGGCAAUCAGACAUCGCCCCUAACAACAACAGCAUUGCCUAUGUCGCGCUCAGCCGCCAUGUCCACCUCAAGCAGACCGAACUCCACGGCUGGCUCGACCGCAAAAGCAUCAACGACCGACCUUCUGCAAGUAUCGCUACAAACGGCGCUGACAACCAUUGGGACUUGACUCAGUACGAUGCGAUAGAACUCGUGCUGGGAAAGUCCGACGGCAAGGUAUACACCAUCGCACUAACCGACCAUAAUGGAGUUUUCUGGGAGGCCAAGUUCCGACAUGAAAAUAACAAGGGGCUCACAACAUCCGUCCCCAAGGUCAUCCGGCUCGAUAGCUUGAGGCCGAGGUACGCAAAUGCGGAGUCAGUGGCACCCCUGCAGUUGGGCAAUAUCAGGAAAUUCGAACUCUCCUUUCCAAGCAUGAACGGAAAGCAGGAAGGGUCCUUCACCAUUAGUAUACAUUCGAUCAACGCGGUGAAACUUCCAUGUGUAUGCGCUGCAACGCCCGACCCAAAGCUCGAUGAGCCUGUUAAAGGGUGGAAAAAGGCUUGGGGGAAAGUUAAAUACGCAACAGCGGAACUUGCAUUCAAGCUGAAGUUGAGAAAGCCCAAGCCGAGACUGCGAAGGCGGUUCUUUCGGUGA
Molecule: messenger RNA, 708 nt
Organism: Aspergillus puulaauensis
Lineage: Eukaryota; Fungi; Ascomycota; Eurotiomycetes; Eurotiales; Aspergillaceae
Exons: 3
Coding region: 1-708 (235 amino acids)
Source: RefSeq, a predicted model, not a curated record